AGACGAGGAGGCUCCUAAAGUGGUCUUUCUAGCCACCUUCCUCAGAGAUCCUGUCGUUCCUUCAGAAGCGGCGUUGUGGUGCGUCGGAGCGCUUCGGAGUUGGAGGGCGGCGCCCAGGACCCUGGUGGGAGAGUGUCGGCGCUGCGCGGGAGGAAGGGCGGGAGGCGACGUUGGAGGAGCUCGGAUCGCAGAACCUCUGGGCGAGGAGCGAGGAAAGCGCGGCGCCCGGCGCUGGCACAGCGUCUCGGACGCGGACGGCUGGCGUGAGGACCGAGCCAUGGCGCGUCCUUCAAACCCGCGAGCACUGCCGCCCGCGUUCCUGCUCCUGCUGCUGGUAUCUCUGCGGCUCCGAGCCGACCCCCUUCCUACUGAGGGCCGGCUGAUGAACAACUGUAUCCAGGCCAGGAGGAAGUGCCAGGUUGAUCCUAUUUGCAGUGCUGCCUACCACCACCUGAAUUCCUGCACCUCUAGUGUAAGCACCCCAUCACCCGCACAGGAGCUUUUGGUCCCUGAGGAGUGCAGGGAGGCAGCACAGCACCUGAGGAAUAGCUCUCUGAUGAGCUGCACAUGCCACCGCCGCAUGAAGAACCAAGUUGCCUGCCUGGACAUCUACUGGACCGUUCACCUUGCCCGCAGCCUUGGUGACUUUGAACUGGAUGUUUCCCCCUAUGAAGACGCAGUGACCAGAAAACCCUGGAAAAUGAAUCUCAGCAAACUGAACAUGCUCAAACCAGACUCAGACCUCUGCCUCAAAUUCGCCAUGCUGUGCACUCUUAAUGACAAGUGUGACCGGCUGCGCAAGGCCUAUGGGGAGGCGUGCUCGGGGUCCCGCUGCCAACGCCCCACCUGCCUCCGGCAGCUCCGCGCCUUCUUUGAGAAGGCGUCGGAGCCCCACUCUCAGGGCCUGCUGCUGUGCCCGUGCGCACCGGCCGACCAGGGCUGCGGGCAACGCAGGCGCAACACCAUCGCUCCCAGCUGCGCGCUGCCGUCAGGGGCCCCCAACUGCUUGGAGCUGCGGCGCGUCUGCAUCUCUGACCCGCUGUGCAGAUCUCGCCUGGUGGAUUUUCAAACCCACUGCCAUCCUCUGGACAUCUUAGGGACCUGUGCAACAGAACAUUCCAGAUGUCUGCGAGCAUACAUGGGGCUGAUUGGGACUGCCAUGACUCCCAACUUUGUCAACAAUGUCAACACCAGUGUUGCCUUAAGUUGCACUUGCCGAGGCAGUGGCAACCUGCAGGAUGAGUGCGAGCAGCUGGAAGAGUCCUUCUCCCACAACCCCUGCCUCAUGGAGGCCAUUGCAGCGAAGAUGCGUUUUCAUAGCCAACUCUUCUCUCAGGACUGGGAAGACUCCACCUUUCCCGUGAUGGAACGCCAGAACAAAAACCCUGCUCUGAGACCACAGCCCUGGGUGUCCUCUCUUUUCUUCUGUAUGCUUCCCUUGAUUCUGUUCCUGAGCCUCUGGUAACUGGACUUCCUCUGGGUCCCUCUGCUCUCUACCACACCCAGCCUGACCUGCACCCUCAAUGGCUAAGGAAAGAGCAGCAUCAGGAAGGAGGUGCAGUAAAGUAUGGCGACCCUGAUUGCACACUCAUAUCCAGCUGACUCCCAGAUGGGGUCAUAGUAGAAACUGACUGAGUUCUCAAUCCCUCUGCUUCUGACUCAGGCUGCCCUUCCUUAGGACUUGGUGACUAUGGUUUAGUCCUAUCUUCUGGUGGAGACCACCUCUACAAAGCUCUCUCCUAAUCCCUUCCUUCUGCCCACCAGAAUCACCCAGGCUCUAGCCAAUCAGUCAUUCUCUAUUGCAUUCUCCAGGUAGGCAGGGCUGGAUGUUCUGAUGGGAACCUAGAAAGACAUUCCCCAUGGUGAGGAAGGCUGGGGCAAGACUCCUACCCCUUUGUCAGCAGGAGAUGAGAACCUGCUGCCUACCCUUCACGGGGAUCCUGCAGAGCAUUUGAGCAUCAGGAGCCAGAGCAUUUGGGUCUGGCUUUCUUCCUGUUCCUGUCCCAAAGUACUCCCAGCCACUUGCAUCAUGAUUAAAUAUUUGACUUAAAGACUUUGCUCUUUUCCUACUUUCUCACAUUGUGAAUUUAUACAGAAUUAAGGGUGUUGUGGACACAAGAGUAGAGGCCAAGUGAGACAGCAACCCUGCCACCAGAAGCUGUGUGACUUCCGGCAAGUCUCUCAACCUUUCUGUGUACUUGACAUGGAGUUGGAAGAACAGACAGCUUAGGGGAAGCUGUUGACUUUGUAUCUGUCCCAGAUCCAGCCAUUUGUAGAAUACUGUCUGGGAUUUGCCACAGCAGCUAAGAGGGGAGUGUCCUUAGCCUACCAAAGCAUUUAUGGAGCACGUUUUUUGUUUGCUCCAGACUAUAAUGGGGGCCAGAGGAAAGGAGAGACUGGCCCUUGAUCUCAUUUGCAAUCCUGUUGGGAUAAGGAAACAAAGUAG
Lontra canadensis (Northern American river otter) is the source of this 2446-nucleotide messenger RNA. It is a transcript of the gene GFRA3, whose product is annotated as GDNF family receptor alpha 3. Gene Ontology annotation, molecular function: signaling receptor activity. The coding region runs from base 278 to 1465 and encodes 395 amino acids. The record is from RefSeq and is a predicted model, not a curated record. Gene Ontology annotation, biological process: nervous system development. Gene Ontology annotation, cellular component: external side of plasma membrane; signaling receptor complex. The transcript has 9 exons. NCBI's taxonomy places the organism in Eukaryota, Metazoa, Chordata, Mammalia, Carnivora, Mustelidae.